AGCAAUUCUUCCUUGCGCAAUCACGCUGAAACAGUCUCGUUCGUCUCACGGAGUGAGAGAAAGCAGUGUCUGGCUGUUCGUUUGUUCGUCGUUCGGUAGAACCUCGGAUCCACACCCUCUCUUACGCGAGGGCCCUUUUUCUCACAUCAUGGAUAGAGAGUUUCUGGCGUAUCUCACUCGCUGCAGCUACUGCCGUCAUGUCUAAGGCCACGAAGAGAAAGCACGUCACACGGCAAGUUGUGGAAGAGUUUGUAGAGCCCCAGGGCAGUCAGAAAAUAGUCAAGGUGUUGUGUGGAAGAGGAAACAAUCUCCACCAGGUAGAGGAAGCGGAAGGCCAGCAGUUUCUGGCCAGCAUGCCCACCAAGUUCAGGAAGAACGUGUGGAUCAAAAGAGCAUUCCUCCUCUUUCACCCCUACCGUAGGCCUCCCCAGUUUGAUGGAUCGUCCAGAGACACCCGUAGAGACAAUAGUUGGUAA
Molecule: messenger RNA, 476 nt
Organism: Geodia barretti
Lineage: Eukaryota; Metazoa; Porifera; Demospongiae; Tetractinellida; Geodiidae
Source: the annotation of a GenBank genome assembly